Molecule: messenger RNA, 2359 nt
Organism: Paramisgurnus dabryanus
Lineage: Eukaryota; Metazoa; Chordata; Actinopteri; Cypriniformes; Cobitidae
Gene: nrbf2b
Product: nuclear receptor binding factor 2b
Biological process (GO): autophagy
Source: RefSeq, a predicted model, not a curated record
GUUGCGACGCGAUGGACGGGAGGCGUCACAGGGCGGAAGUUGUUUUGCUCGUAUAUUUCAUCUUUGGAUUUAGCGUCCGGUGACAGUCUCUGGGCCCGGAAUAAAGAUAGUAAUAUGAUAAUAAUCGCACGUGAAUGUCUUAUGCAGUGACGGGAUGGAGGUGUUGGACAGCCCUCUCAACCUCGCCCAUCAGCAGUGCAGGAAAGCAGACCGCUUGCUGGCUGCUGGGAAAUUUGAGGAUGCCAUCUCCUGUCACAGAAAAGCUGCAGAACUUCUCCAAGAGGCCAUGAAGCUCACAGAAUGUGAACAGGCCCGCUUGUCUCUGGAGCUCCAGAGAGACAGUCACAUGAAGCAGCAGAUGCUGAUAGAAGAACGAUGGAAACGGGCAAGACGAGAAACCAAGCCCAGAGCGCUGCAGACCGUCUCUUCAGACCACACGCCACGCCGCCACCCACAGCCGAGCGCAGCUACCGGAGACACCUCGCAGCCAGAGCGCGAGUACGACACCUGGCUUUACCUCCUGAAGAACAAAGACGUCCGCUCUGAGCCCUGCCCGGGCAGUAAAGCCCAGAAAGAUGACAAAACCCGCCUGGAGGAGCAGCAGACCACCAUCGAGGACCUGCGCAAACUCGUGGACAAGUUGGUGUGCGAGAACGAGCGUCUGAAACGGGACAACGAGAACCUGCGGACAGAGAACGCCCGGCUGAAGAAGGAGCCCUACGCCGACGCGGACUUCGUGGAGAGGUCGGAGCUUUGGGUUCUUCCGCGGUCGGGCGAGGAACGCAAGGCCAAGGACAUUCCCAUCCCUCAGCUACCUCCGCUGGAGAUGCCCACUCAGGAGAUUCCUCUGGAAGACCUUCCUGGUCUGGAGCUUCCAGAGGACAUCCAGCAAGAACUGCAGGAGCUGUUGGACAACGAGAAGCUGUGACCGCUUCACAGGGACGUUACGGAUUGGAAGAACCCGCCGAAGUGAUCGGAGCGCGUUUCGCUCGCCCUUUCUCAGUGGCGCCCUCUAGGCUCUGUAGCUAUAAAACUGACAAAUACAAGGAAAACAACUCUUUUGAAGUUUGUGUGCCUUUUUGAACAUUUCUAACUUGAUUUUGUUAUGAAGUUCAAAUGAAAGGGACUGGAGAUGACACACGCUGUUAUCAGUCAUAACGUACGAAUAAUAUCCACUUUCACCUUUUAUCAGCCUCUUCAGAACCCCGCUAUGAGUUAAAACAGGUGUAUCCCACAGAGACACAGCGGACGAUGAACACUGUGAACUACAUCCAGACUGUGUUUGUGUGUUGUAAGAGUGUGUGUGUGUGUGUGUGUGUGUUUUGUGCUGUACCCUGACCUGUUGAUAAGCACUAUUGAUGUGAUGGAAAUGCAGCUUUAGUUUUCUACAUCAGAUUUCAAAUCCAAUGCAGUUUUAGUUCUGCAUCCUGUUUCUGAAUCCACACACAGACACACAGAUAACCAGCUUACAACCCUACACACUUGUAUUGCCUUAUUGCAAAAGUCCAGUAGAGUAAUAUGAAGGCCGGUCAUGAUGUCAUCUCUACCACCCUGGACGAUUCUUCACACAGUGUCUUUGUAGCAACCCUGAAUUCUAAAACCGUGCUUAUGUUUGAUGAUUUGUAUAGGGCAAGGGGCAACUCUUUCUUUCAGGGUUGAAGUCAGAAAUGGUGGCAUUCGAUUACCGUACAGCGAGUGUGAAUUAUAAGCAAUAAUCCCAUGCAGUACAGUAACAGAAUUGCAUUAUAGUGGCAUUUUACCUAAAGGCAUUUUCUUUGUUUUCUGUUUGUCUUGUAAUUUCCCGCUUGGCUUUGUCUUCAUGUUGUGGCUGCUCCAUCACACGAUCUCAAACUCGAUGAAAUGAAGGUCCUGGGAUCCUGAAGCUUCAGUCGGGACUCAGAGGAACCGAGGAUGUUGUUGUUUAAUUUGUACUGUAAUCAGUCAAGGGUUGUCCAGAUGUCAUAAUCACGUUGUUAACAUGUUCAGGUAACUAACUGCACAAUCAUACCAUGUUUAACAAUAAAGCAGGUUCAUGCCGAUUCACGUGCCAGAUGUGAAAAGAAAGCUUUUAAAUGCAACGCAGCAAAGUUUCAAACAGUGGCUCGUAUUUGUGUCAUGAAGAGGGAACCAAAUCCACAUUUAGCUUUUUUUAUUUCAAUGUUUCAUUACUGGUUUACCACAGUAAUCAGGGCGCAUCUGAUUUUUUGUUAUUUUAAAUUUUUUGUGUGAUGUUAUAAUCAUGAGGAAAAUGUUUUGAUGCAUGAAUGAUUGUACUAGCUGUAAGUAUAUGAUUAAGAGAGUUCGUGUAUAAUUCUUUUGUGAGUUUACUUGAUCUGGUGAGCAUUAAAAAAUGAACACA